AUGGCUAGCUUCAUUGCCAAACAACUUAUAGGAAAUCAGCUCGAAUCGGUUAAAGGUAAGUCAAAGCUGGAAGCGGGCAAUCUCAAAUUUGUCCUCUAACAUAUUUAAAAUGUUUCCUCCCGUGCCUUAGUUAGUAUAAGUUGGUUUUUGAAGACCUACUUGUUUGCUUGCAAUAAAAGAGCUUACUAAAUAUCUAAAACAGAUUUACGGAAGAAGUCAGUUAAGUCAGUUAUGCUGAUAGUUGUACUAAAUCUUCUGAUAAUUUAGAACAAGAAAAACAACAACAUUUUCUUACUCCUGAUACAUUUAAAUGCAUAUUAUUUAGUAAUCUAUGUCCUGACCACUGAAAUGUAACAUGCAUUGAAUGCUUUUACUACCGGAAGUUCAAAAUCGUUUAAAUUCUUUUCGUCGAAAUGACAAAGAAUAGUUGACGGUUGCAAAUAUAGACUAAUUUGCCGAUAGGUUUAUUACCCCCAUACCGACAUAAUUUGGGCCUUAUUUAAAGGAACAACAAGCAUUAAUCAGUGUUCACGUUAGUGACCGUUGUACGUUGACCCUGCGCCUGCGAAUAUACAAAUUAAUUUUGCUUGCACAGCCUGAAGCGUUUAUAUUAUAUGAUCCUUCCAUUAAACUUCUGAAAAGGAGCCCUUGGAGAUAAAAAGGAUGAGGGGGGAUCUUCGGGAGCAAAGCAACUUGAUCCCGAAGUAGAGGAGGCAUUGCGAGAGGCUGAACAACGACGCCAAGAAAAACAUCGAAAAAUGGAAGAGGAGCGCGAAGUAAUGCGUCAAGACAUACGAGACAAGGUGAGAUUUCAAAAACUUACUAAAAGCAAACAAAUGCCCACUAUAUCUGCAUAUAAUUUUCUCGCUUACAGCACUCCCCCAUCUUAAGCUGAGCAGUUAAAUAAAAUGGAUGGAACCACAUGUAUAUCCCUCACCUUUUUUUACCAGCAAAGCCCGCUUCUUUAUCUAUUGGAGCCUGUUUUUGGGCUUUGAACACCUCUCAUUACAAACGCCUGACGAAAGUGAGCAAUAAUUCAGCUUUUAGUCCACUAACGAUUCGAAUUUAUGCUAUUUAGGGAAAGUGUUCUUAUUUGUCUGCUUUGAUAACACAGAUGCUGUUAACUUAGAUGAGGAGCGGUUUAGACAAAAUAAAUCCGCCCGUCUCUAAGACUCAGGUCUCAAAGAUGAAAAUUUCUAAAAUUUCAACACGAGCGGAGGAUUUUGAUUUUUUAAAAUGUGGAGCAGUGAGCGAAAAAAUAUUUAACUAAACGCAGCUGCAAGUGGCAAGUCUUAGGAAUUUCUGACGGAUAUUUUUUCCGAAAUGCAGCGCAUUCUGUCCAAUCCGCCUGAAAAACACGUGACAGUGAUUCCUGAAAAGCCCUUUUUGUACUAUUAUGUUUGAAUUUUAUAUAUAUAUAUAUAUUUAUAUUUUCUCAUAUCUAUGUUGCAACAUGGUAUUUAAAGUACGGAAUAAAAAAGAAGGAGGAAGAAAUAAAUUUUGACGAAAUAAUGAUGUGCAAUGAGGGGAGGCUUGGAAGAAAACGCAAAACACCGGCUGAACUGGCAGCAGAAGCAGACAAAGCAGCGGAGGGCGAGGACUCGAUAUUAGGUAAGCUUACUGACGGUAUAUUCGAACUGGAACAUUAAAUCAGAUUCUACUUUCACGCCAGGAUUCCUAACUUUGCAAGUGUUCUCUUUCUUUGUCCUUUAUACGAAACGAAAACCUUGCAUGCAACCACCAAACAGUAAACUAGCGCAAAGGCGGAAGAGACUGUGAAUUCCUCAUGACUUUCACUCAGAUUCUAAUUAAUUGUACGUCUCACGGUGGCUUGCAUAACUUGCGAAACAUACGUCUUUAAAAACCCAGGUUCACACGACAAUACAGUCGGAGGUGGACUUAGUUUAAUCAAGGAUUAGCGGGGAGGAGACCGCGAGGAAUGUGGGUAAACUGUUACCAAACUGUUUUGGGCUUAUUCUGUCAUGACUCAUCCAGUCAUAAAUCUAACCACCAAUUGGGACCUAAAUAAAAUGAUCUAUAGAGGGAGUCUAUCAGAUGAAACGUCGCACUUUUUCAAAAAAAAAACGUAAUUAAUACCUCGGCACCCACCAAAUUUCCUCACUGCAGAUCGACUAUUUAUUCAGUGAUAAUGGACACACAAGGUGACCUAAAUUUGCUAUCAUAUCUUGAUUUGCUGGAGACACGUCUGCUUAUGAACUGAUUUAUACAAAGGGAGUUAGGCACCUUACCAUGCCCUCUAUGGACAUUGUUUACAGUUAACAAAUUUAGAUCUCUAAUGGUAUUACGUAGUUUAGCUGCUUGAAAUGUCUAAGAUUGUUGUCAAAAGCUGAAAGACAAUUGCCUUUUGCAAGUUGUAACUGGUGUACACGUGUGUUUUUGAUGUUACCUGAUGAAAUAACAUGCAAAGAUGUGAAUUAGUGAAUUUUCACAGUUAUAAUAAUUUCGAAGUAGAAGCCAGCAAACUUUUGGAUUUGGUGUCUGGUUAUUAAAACAAGUCUUUGUGAAUGAAUGAUUCAGGCGUAUUUCUGUCCCCUGCCAUUGAAGGAAUGUAUAGGCGCAGAUAUAAACUAUUUAGGCCGUUUACAAGAGCCGUGACAUUUCUGCAUCGAUGAAGAAGUCGAUCCAACCGCUUUCCAAUAAGUUACAUAAUGCGUAGAUUCCCGGUAAGCUUAUUCUUGGAUGUGAAUCGUUUUCUUUGCUUAGAUGUCGCCGUGCAUCUAAGAAGCGUUUAACAUGUACUACUGUAAAACCUCUAAUUUUGUAUUGAAAAAUUAGUUGUUUUUUGUAUUACCACUAGAAAACAGUCAACAGGUGUUUCAAUUACACGAAGUAAGUAAGUGUAAGUUAGUAAGUGCGAUCAUCGUUUAUGCUCUUUGGUGGCAAUUUUAAAGUGUGGAAAUAGAAUGUCCUUUUUAAUAUUGAUCCGUCAUCGGGCAAAGCCCUAUCACCUUAAACGUUGUUCAAGAGUACGAAUAACUAAAUGGACUACUAUUCGCCUGGUUAAUAUAUAUUUGCAAAGCAAGCUACAGCAAAAGGAUGUUGGGUAUAUUUGCAGACAUGAAAUCUUCUCAUUGUGCACAUGUUGAUCUAUGUUCCAUUUAGUUUGUGAAAAUGGCGUUUUACAAUUCAAUUAUUACAUUGUGUACCCAAUUUGCGAUCUACAUUUAAAUAUGCAUAUGUUUUGUCAAGCAAUUAGAAAAUUUAUGGCAUAUUUGGUUCAAACUAAGGAAUGCGAAGUCACAACAAUAAACCAUAUAAGCAGAAAAAGGGUGAAAUAUGGUGAGAGGUGCACAACUAAAUGGCAUAAGUGGCCAGCACUUUAAAGGAGGCUAAUAAAUAUCUCGUCAAACUCUUCCACCUUGAGGUUGGUUGUCUCUGAAUGACAAAUGGGUUUAGCGUAAACGUUGCUUUUAAAUGUUUGUAAGCAGUGUUGUUUACAACACGUACAAGCAUUAUUUGUCGAUGGGUACCUGCAGGCAAGUGCACAUGCCUUGUAGUCAGAACUGUAGUUAGUUACUGGAGUCGAAAAAGUUAGAAAAAUUGUAUAUUUGUCUUCUCCCUAUACGGCUGAAUUAUUAACUGCUAAAAUCUGUUGGUUAAGGGGACUAUAAAUGUUUGGUGUUUAAAACGGAAGAAAAUUCAACAUUUUCGCUCGGCAGACCUCCUCUUUUACUAUGCAAGGCAACACAAUGUUAGGUUGAUUGAUUGCGAGGACAAAGUUACGUUUUUGUAAACAUGCGUUUCAUGCUGAACUAACUCUGAAAAACUCGAUGACCUCGGUGAGAUCCGAACCCACGAACUACAGUCAACGCUCUAGUCGCCUGAGCUACGAAGCCCAACGGAAAGCCAUGAGUAGAAUAACAUAUGCAUCAAGUUGUCCGCCCAGCCUAACAAAACGCCCCGAAUUAACCAAAACUGAUACAAAAAUGUGACUGCUCAAUCAGCAUUUUCGAAGUAGUAGUAUGCAUUUGUAAAUUAAGCGAACAGAUCUUACCCAUAUCUUUUCAAACAUCUAGGCUUUCUCCCAGAAAACGUCCGUGGAAUCGCCAACAAAGUCACCGAAACUCCGUCAAAGCUUAUAACAGAGGCCUCGGAGAAAUGUUCAAUAUCCUGA
Molecule: messenger RNA, 4135 nt
Organism: Spirometra erinaceieuropaei
Lineage: Eukaryota; Metazoa; Platyhelminthes; Cestoda; Diphyllobothriidea; Diphyllobothriidae
Source: the annotation of a GenBank genome assembly